GGCGGCGCCAAAUCUAACAAUUACUUGAGUAAAUUUAAUUUCGGCAUUCAGUUUAGGAACUCGUUGCCGUUAAUAACACGGCACAAAAUUUCUCGUAAAACUUCCAUUUUCGAAGGGAAAUAAAAAUAGUUAUUUAAAAAAAUGUUGCCCCAAUUGAUUUUAUGUCGCCAAAUGCAACGGACAGUGCUGCGGACCUGGAGUCGAGGUACCGCCAACUCUGGCACUACAAACGAUGAUGUUAUUGUGGACUUCGAUGAUCCAGAACAUCUGCCGCUUCCCGUAUAUCCCAAACGUCCCGACGAGCCACUUGAAAAACGCAAACAGCGAUUAUUGUACCAGUCUCGCAAGCGAGGCAUGCUAGAGAACGAUUUGCUUCUAAGCACCUUUGCCCACAAAUAUCUGAAGGGUUUCAAUGCAGAGCAAACGGAGAUUUACGAUGAUCUCAUUAAUGGAGUGAGCAACGAUUGGGAUAUUUAUUACUGGGCGACGGGAGUGAAGCCAACACCCGAUCAAUAUGACACGGAGAUCAUGAAGUUACUUAAGAAACACGUCGGCAAUGCUGAGAAGGUCACGCGCUUUCAACAGCCAGAAUUAUUGAAAUAUUAUCUGCAAAAAUAAUUGUUUUGGGGGGGAAAACGUAAACAAGGCUGACAAACUUGCGGUCUUUCUUGGGUGUCGUUUUCCCCUUGUAGUUUACCCCACCCCCCACCACCCUACUGUCUUCCCGCCUCAAUUUUUACCGAAUGUCACGAAUUAAAACAUGAACAAAGCUUGCUGCAGAAUUAUGUGGAUACAGACGAUACACACACACAUACACACACACUACAAUGAUACUCCCCCACACACACACACAAAGUUACACUCUUGCAGGGCUGGCCUGUGCGUACUUAUAUUGCUUAUUGUAUUGUUAAAUAUGUAUUAUAUGAUAUUAUGUUAAUGACAAAAAACAUUAAAAUAAAACAAAAAAAAAUUAA
Messenger RNA from Drosophila innubila, 974 nucleotides. Its product is annotated as succinate dehydrogenase assembly factor 2-B, mitochondrial. Gene Ontology annotation, cellular component: mitochondrion. Bases 142 to 618 code for a protein of 158 amino acids. The record is from RefSeq and is a predicted model, not a curated record. NCBI's taxonomy places the organism in Eukaryota, Metazoa, Arthropoda, Insecta, Diptera, Drosophilidae. Gene Ontology annotation, biological process: mitochondrial electron transport, succinate to ubiquinone; tricarboxylic acid cycle; protein-FAD linkage. The transcript has 3 exons.